This is a messenger RNA of Triplophysa dalaica, 6067 nucleotides long. It is a transcript of the gene adam12a, whose product is annotated as disintegrin and metalloproteinase domain-containing protein 12. NCBI's taxonomy places the organism in Eukaryota, Metazoa, Chordata, Actinopteri, Cypriniformes, Nemacheilidae. The record is from RefSeq and is a predicted model, not a curated record. Gene Ontology annotation, biological process: proteolysis. The transcript is spliced from 23 exons. Gene Ontology annotation, molecular function: metalloendopeptidase activity. Bases 179 to 3037 code for a protein of 952 amino acids.
UCGUUCACAUCGCCGCUGCGCUCAUGGAGAGCUGAUGUCUGGCGCUCGUUCAUGGAGUCUCCUGGUGUCUCUCAGAUUUCAGGAAGUCUCUGAAGUCAUCAGCUGCUGUCUGCUCUAUAUUAUGGUGGUGCGGUCGUGAUACGCGUGGAUCGUCCGUGUGGAUCUUCAGUCGGGCAGCAUGUCCACUCGGCACAGCCCGAACUUUGCGCUUCUGCCCGCGGUCUGCGCGCAUGUUGUGUCCGUGUUGACUGUCUGCUGCGCUGGAAGUCUACUUCCACGAGCCGGUCAUCCGGAUGGACGUGGCACGCUGGAACAUUAUGACGUCGUUGAACCACGCCUGCUCAUUGGAGGACAGCAGAGACGGGUUAACCUCCUGAAGUCACUGGGUCAUCCUGGAUCACUGAAGGUUCUUAUUGAGGUCGAUGGUGAAGAUCUACUGCUGGCUUUGCAGAAGAAUGAAGGUCUGUUUGCUAGUCACUAUACAGAAACACACUACCUGGAGGACGGACGUGUCACCACCUCACCAAAUGUCACGACUCACUGCUUCUAUCAUGGUGAAGUGGAGGGACACCCGGGGUCAGAAGUCACCCUCAGCACCUGUACCGGACUCAGGGGACUGAUUUCACUUGAAGAUAAAGUUUACAUACUGGAGCCACCGCCGGAUGGGAACAGCAUCACACAUCGUGUUUAUAGAGGAGGACACUUUAAACUCCAGCAGGGGACGUGUGGACAUGGUCACAACAUUUCACACCCCACAGAGUUCUUCAACACUACAAGAAUGAAUUUUUAUUCUCACAGCAGCAGGUAUAAAAGAGAUGCUCAGAGCAGCACCAAGCACGUGGAGUUGAUCAUCGUCGCUGACAACCGCGAGUAUCAGAAACAGGGGAAAGAUUUGGAGAAGGUGAAACAGAGGCUUGCUGAAAUCGCCAACUACGUGGACAAGUUUUAUAGAUCUCUGAACAUCCGUGUGGCUCUGGUGGGGCUGGAGGUGUGGAGCGACGGAGACAAAUGCUCCAUCACACAGGAUCCGUUCACAUCACUUCACGAGUUUCUGGACUGGAGAAAACUCCGGUUACUUCCACAGAAAGCUCAUGAUAACGCUCAGCUCAUCAGCGGGGUUUAUUUUCAGGGCACUACCAUCGGUAUGGCUCCCAUUAUGAGCAUGUGCACUGCAGAACAGUCCGGGGGGAUCGUCAUGGAUCACUCUGAUAACCCUCUGGGAGCUGCUGUGACUUUGGCUCAUGAACUGGGACACAACUUUGGAAUGAAUCAUGACACACCGGAGCGAGGGUGUGGCUGUAGAGCCAGUGUAGACAGAGGAGGCUGUAUCAUGACACCAUCUACUGGGUUCCCGUUCCCCACGGUCUUCAGUACGUGUAGUAAGAAGGAUCUGGCGGCGAGUUUGGAGAAAGGCGUGGGCAUGUGUUUGUUUAACAUGCCGGAGGUGAAGGUGCUCUACGGAGGACAGAAGUGUGGGAACGGUUACGUUGAGGAGGGAGAGCAGUGCGACUGCGGGGAUCUGGAGGAGUGUGUGAAUCCCUGUUGUAAUGCCAGUACAUGCACUUUGAAGGAAGAAGCUGUGUGUGCACAUGGACAAUGUUGUGAAGACUGCCAGUUGAAGCCUGCAGGUACUCUGUGUCGUGACUCGAGGAACUCCUGUGACCUACCAGAGUUUUGCACAGGCAUGGACCCACAAUGCCCAGCGAAUUUGUACCUGCACGACGGACACACCUGUCAGGGUGUUGAUGGUCACUGUUACAACGGCAUCUGUCAAACACACGAGCAGCAGUGCAUCACGCUGUGGGGACAAGGUGCAAAGCCAGCUCCAGGAAUCUGUUUCGCACGAGUGAAUUCAGCUGGAGAUCCAUACGGGAACUGUGGGAAAGACACGAAGGGAUCGUUUGCCAAAUGUGAAGCACGAGAUGCUAAAUGUGGGAAGAUACAGUGUCAGGGCGGAGCCAACCGGCCGGUGAUCGGCACUAACGCCGUUUCCAUAGAGACCAACAUCCCGCUCCACGAGGGAGGUCGUAUCCUCUGCCGCGGGACUCACGUGUACCUGGGAGACGACAUGCCUGACCCGGGCCUUGUGCUGACCGGCACUAAAUGUGGAGAAAACAUGAUGUGUUUAAACAGGCAGUGUCAGAACAUCAGUGUGCUGGGAGUUCUUGAAUGUUCUGUCAAGUGCAGCGGACACGGGGUUUGUAAUAAUAAUAAGAAUUGUCAUUGUGAGGCGCUCUGGGCUCCACCGUUCUGUGAUAAAGCCGGUUUCGGAGGAAGUGUGGACAGCGGGCCGAUGAGACCAAUAGAGGGCAGCAGUGUGAUUGUGGGAAUCCUGGUGGCGUUUCUGUGUCUGUUGUGUGUUGGAAUAAUCGCAUGUAUUAAGAGAAAAACUCUCCUCAGUUUAUUCUUCAGCAACAACAAGAACACCAUGGAAAAACUGAGAACUGUGGGACCUAACAAGAUGAACAGUCCAGUUCACACACUGACAUUAGAUCACACACACAUGAGGACUCACACACACUCUUACAGGACGUCUCCACAGCGACAGACUUCAACACAAAGUGACAACAUAUAUAAGCCGCAGUCUCCUCUUCAGACGGUGGAUUCUGUGGUGCGCAGGCUGCCCCAGUGCCCUCAGGUUCCUCAGUCUCGCCCACUGCCACUCGGCCUGACCCGGACUCUGCCCUCACCCAGACUCCCUCACACCCACUCCACCCCACCCAGAGCACCCCCGCCGGCACACACACACUCACACAUGUCCUCUCCUGUCCACGGCAUCGCCUGUCAGAACGUCUACAAGAUUGCCAUGACGUUUGAAAAGCCCCAUCCACCCCAGAAACCGCUUCCAGCUGACCCGCUCGGGAGGAACGUCCGGCUAAUGCGGAGCCCGUCUGCCAUCCGACUGCCAGCUCCCAUCCCGACCGCGGUCACCCCUCGACAUGUCCCACCACAUCCACAGCCUAGCAGACUUGCUCCCAAACAACCACCCGUCCUGCCCAAGCCUCAUUUCACAGCGGGAGUGAAGUUCAGCAGCUGAGAGCCGUACAGACGCCAUCUCGUCUUUGGAGACGCUCGCAGAUUUUUGCACUAUGAAGCUCUGCAGACACAUGUCAGAGUCUUGAUGUAAGGGGUGACCUUUGACCCCCGAGGUGCUCGCCCUCUAAACGGUGCUAUGAGUUUACGCUCAGGUACAUGUCAGGCGCUAUUUAUGUUUGUUUAAAAUGUAUUUAUUUUUUCGGUGCACUGUGGUCGACACUUUCUCAAUCGUAGCAGCAAUCGGUGGUCCGCCCACGUUGUCUUUUUCUUUUUUGUUGUUUUUAGAACAUCAUUUAAAAUGAUUGACCUGUGUAUCCAGAGCCUAAAUGAACACGUGACACAUGGAUGCUCUUUAGGUUGGGCUAAACUGGAUUGAAAACCAAAUUGGAUUUAAAAUUUAAUUGGGAGUCACACCUGGGAAAUGUGCCUGUAAUGUUUUCAAUUCAGUUUUUGUUGGUUCAAUGAUAUUAUGUUUUAUGUAAUAAGGGCUGUCUGUCGGUUCAUUGUAUUUUUGUAUUAAACAUUUGAUUACUUUUUCAUAUGUCAAUGGUUAAACCUGAAUCCAGACCCUUUAACAUAAAAGCAUACAUUCAGCUUUUUAUAAUCUGAUUUGAUGUGUUAUGACAUCAUUUGAGCCUGUCGAAACUUAAAACGAUGGAAAGAAAUGUUUGACAUAUUUCUAGAUACCCCGAGUUAUAAAACGACUCAAAAUCACCUGACAUUUUCACUGUCAACUUCUGUUGUGAAUUGACCCGUCUGUGAUGCCAUCUGCAAUUUGGAACUAAGAUUAUUGCUGUUUAUCGAGUUAUGUGAAUGGGUCUUUAGGACUAUAAUGCCACAUCUCUGUGACAUUUAUCGGGUUCUGAAUAUACAGCGAUCAGAAUACUCCAGAUAUGAGAAUUCACAGUGACAUACAGGAAGAUCCUUUUCAUGUAAUUAAAAUUCAUAAUCAUGUCAUUUCGCAUCCAAAACAUUCUGAUCAUCGUUCAUUUGAAAGAUUGUGAGAGAGACAAAUGGAGAUCAUGAUUUAUUUCUGACUUAUAAUUCAGAUAAAACGCUUUAAUAGAUCAUCUGCAAAAGUGCUUUGAAGAAGAUAAAUAAGCAACCUUCAUUAUGUGCUUUGUAUUUGGUUUGUGAAAGAGCAGUUCCCUAUCUGUAGGCCCAGUUUUCAGAGUCAUGGAGAUGUUUUUCCAAAGACACAGUUUUUAAAAAAGGAGUUAUUUAAGGCGGGAUGUCCGAUUUCUCAUGUUCAAAUCACAAAAAAAGAAACACCUCUAUCCCCAUCUUCCGCUUUUGUCAGCGCUCGACUCGACUAAUAUCCAUCCUGUGCACUGUGCACCUUACUGCUGAUUGGCUACAAGGUUGUUUUGAUACUCGGCCCCACUUUGUCUAAACAAGGCGAAUUAUAGUACACCCCGCCUUUAAGAGGAAAUAAUUUGAACGUUUAAUUACAGUGCAUUGUCUAGUGGCAGAAUGGCACCAUUGAGCUUUUGCGAUGACAGGGUCGGCAGACUAAUUUCCGAUCGUAUAACGAGUUGUUUUGGCUUAACAUGGUGCUCAGCAAUGUAUAGAGGAUGACCGUGUCUAAAAAACUCCCAUAUUUGCCGCCCAAAACCCUCCAUUUCCCACACAGUGUUAUACUACUGCGACCGGAAAUUACUCUGCCGACCCUGGCAUCCCAAAAGCUCACCGGCGCCAUCUUGUGCAACUACUGGCCAAAUAAAGAGUUUAUUUCUAAAAACAGAUAACUACAUUUUAUAAAAGUCAUGUUUUUUAUCAUUUUGUUAUCUUGUUUUAAUUGUGUUAGCUGUGUUUAUAAUUAUUAUUCUUUUAGAGUUAUAUUACUUAAUCAAAAUAAACCAACUGCAGUUUGAUUGAUAUUGGGAUGCACAAUGAAAAACAUGAUUAUUGAACAUUUUAAAAAGGGACUUAUCUGUUUUUGCAAAGAAACUGAGAUGAGAUGAUGUUCAUAUAUGAUGUUCACAGUUGUGCGAAAUAAUAUUGCCACAUGAGGCAUUAGAGCGGGUUUUGUAAGACAAAGUAAAAAAAGAGGAAGCAUCUGUCAUCAGUAAUAUUUCUCAACAUUCCCAUGAUCCAUUUGGGCUUCUUCAAACUCAGUCAUUCCUUGCAAUGCAUGAUGGGAGAUUUGUCAGCAGUGCAGAAAUAGAUCUUUGUGUCCUGUGGACCUCAUUAUCCUAAUUUAAAAAAGCACACAGGAUUUUUGAGAAAGAGUUUUUCUGGAACAUAAAACCAAUUAAAGAAAUGACAGUCUCAACAAGGAUGAUGUAAAUUAUAAAAUAUUGACCUAAUUUAAACUAGAUUAAACUAAAGACUAAAAUAUUAAUCUAGUUUCUCUAUGAUAUUAUGUUUAUCUAAAGACACAUUUGAAAUAUUUCUCACAUCUGGCCACCCAAAAAUCUAGCAUUAAGUAUGUUGCUAUUUGACCAUAUAGCCACUGGAUCUUUGUGUUUUUAUAACAGGUGCACAGCUUUUUUAGACCACAAAACAUUUUGCUUUAUUAAUGGCUGGUAGAUAUUAUAGAUUGACUGGCCAUUGGCAGGUGUUCAAAAAUUGUGACACGAAAGAAACUGUGCUCAUGGAAUUGAAUAUAUCUGCCACCACUGAGCCCAUUAUGAUUUCAAAUGUAUGGGUACAUUUAUAUGAGCCAUUUCCUCACAGUGCCAUCAUUUCUCGGUGUUUACAUUGUAAAUAAAUCUCUAUCAAACAUCAAGAAGCCUCUUCUAGUGUUAAACCACAACCGUGCAUUAGAAAACUCACAGAGACUGUGAAAAUCUAGACUCUGACCGAUUAUAUUAUAAUCACGUGUCUCUAACUGCCUUGCCUUUUUCAUUCACAUCAUCAUUUACUGUCAUUUACUUUGAGUCAUGUAUUCACACUCAUGUAAUGUUCUUACAUGUUUUCUUCAGUGUAUGUGUCACAAUGCUUUUUUAUAAUACAUAUUUGAUUAAUCGAGAAAUGUGAAAUAAAUUACUGAAUGUUAAUGUCUGGUGCAUUGAUUCUGAACACAUAA